This is a messenger RNA of Aspergillus lentulus, 843 nucleotides long. NCBI's taxonomy places the organism in Eukaryota, Fungi, Ascomycota, Eurotiomycetes, Eurotiales, Aspergillaceae. The record is from RefSeq and is a predicted model, not a curated record.
AUGUCUUCGAGUGGCUCAGAGACCCCUUUCUGGGGCCCGGUUACUGCAAACUCCAACUUUUGUGAGGAGGACUACAUGGUUACCAGAUACGCUGCGGAAUUCAUCAACACCUUGACCAACGUAGUAUACAUAAUCUACGCCAUUUAUGGGCUGUAUCAGCUGCGGCAGAAACCCAAUGCUGGUUUCCUUCGCACCGUCCCCUACUUGGGUUUAAUGGCAGUGGGCAUUUGUUCCGGUCUAUUCCACAUCAGCCUCAAGUACCACACCCAGAUGUUGGACGACCUCUCCAUGAUGUUUACAACAACACCCGUGCUCCACCGCGUCAUGACCGCCAAUGCCAGCCCAAGGGUCACAACCAUCGUGGGCAUGAUCCUGGGGUCAACCCUUCUCGCCCUAGUAAUUUACCACGUAAAGACUGAUGAACUGCUUCUGCACUCUCUGUUCUUUGUUGGCUCCGUAACCGCCAUCGGAAUUUCUACCAUGCGAAUGAUCAACACUCGCACACGGGCGGGCUCAGAGGCUCGAAGGCAGAUCUGGGGGAUGGUACGGUUUGGCGCUGUUAUAUUCAAUCUGGGUUACUGGCUCUGGCUGGUUGAUGGGUGGAUGUGCUCCUACUUGAAAAGCCUCAGGCAGACGGUGGGUCUUCCCUGGGGUUUUUUGUUGGAGCUUCAUGGGUGGUGGCACAUCUGCACUGGAAUUGGUGCCUACAUCUUCAUCGCGGUGAUCGAUCAUCUUGUAUCAGGGGACGAUCACAGUGAUAUCCCCGGAUCCCUGGCCUGGCCUGCUCCGUGGGCUGCUCAGUCGGUCUUUGCAGGAAGAGGAUCAGACAAGAAACAAGCAUGA